Molecule: messenger RNA, 2077 nt
Organism: Aegilops tauschii subsp. strangulata
Lineage: Eukaryota; Viridiplantae; Streptophyta; Magnoliopsida; Poales; Poaceae
Molecular function (GO): zinc ion binding
Source: RefSeq, a predicted model, not a curated record
UUGAAGUAGGAGCCACAUUUCCUAACUCUAAAGCAUUUAGAGUUGCACUGAGACAACUAGCAAUUAGAGAAGAUUGGUCCUUUGGCACGCAGUAUAGUGACACUCAGAGAUUUAGGGCUAAUUGCACUGAUGAGGAUUGUCCAUGGAGGAUACAUGCCUCAAAGUUACCGAACACUAAAACUUUCAUGGUAUGAUUAGUACCGUUGUUUGCUUCUUGCUUUGGCUGAUGUUAUUGUUGAUUUGUUUCUUUUUACCGUUGUUUAUUUGGCACUUAUGUUUUUUAAUGUUAUUGCAGGUAAAGAAACUUCCUUUUGGCCAUACUUGUGGGAGUACCAAUUGCAGCAAAGGAAUGGCAAAUAGAGACUGGCUUGCUGAUAAAGGGAAUGCUGCGCUUGAGGAGAACCCCAUGGUGAGUGCAAAACAACUUAGAGAAACUUUGCAAAAGGAGUAUGAUAUUAAGCUUCAGUACACCGAUGUUUGGAAAGGAAGAGCUCGUGCAAAGGAUCAAUUGGAAGGUGCAUAUAAGGAGAAUUUUCAGCAGUUGUGGAACUUUAGAGCCGAAUUGUUGGCAGCCAAUCCUGGAAGUAUAUUUGAGAUAGACAUAAAAACAACUACCAACAAAAAGGGUGACAUUGUGCAUGUUUUCAAUAGGUUGUUCAUUGCCUUCAAGCCAUGCAUUGAUGGGUUUUUGGCAGGGUGUAGACCAUAUUUGGGGGUUGAUGCAACUUUUCUUAGUGGGAAAUACACCGGACAAUUGGCAGCCGCAAUUGGCGUGGAUGGGCAUAGUUGGAUGUUUCCGGUAGCAUUUGGAAUAGUUGAGAAAGAAAAUACAGAAAAUUGGGUAUGGUUCAUGGAGCAGCUGAAAUUGGCCAUUGGAGAGCCAAAAGGGCUUGCAAUCCAUACAGAUGCAUGUAAGGGAUUGGAGAACGCCAUUUCGAAGGUGUACCCAAAUUGUGAACAUAGAGAAUGCAUGAUGCAUCUAAUGCUUAACUUCAAGAAAAAGUUCAAAGGUGAUAUACUAGAUAAUAUGUGGCCUGCAGCUUGGACUUAUGAAGUAGAGAAGCAUGAGUCCAGGAUGGCAGAAAUACAAGCACAAAGCACCGAUGCAAUAGCCUAUUUGAACAUGCAUCACAACCGUGUGUGGACAAGAAGCAAAUUUUCAGCAAUGACAAAAGUUGAGUAUGUCUGCAAUAAUUUGGCAGAGGUUUUCAAUAAUUGGAUUAAGGACAUGAAGCAGCUUGCACUUGUUGAGCUUUUGGACAACCUUAGGGAAAUGAUAAUGAAAUUGAUAGAGAAAAGGAGAGCCGUUGCCGAAGCACUGCUAGGUUACAUACUACCUAGUGUGAUAAAGGAUUUGAAUUUGAAAAGCAAGGGGCUGCAUUAUUUGGAAGCAAGAGCAUCGCCAAAUAUAGCUGAGAUUUCAGGAAAUGGAUGGAGGCACACCUUUAACUUGGAGAAAAACGAGUGCUCUUGUAGGAGAUGGCAGAUUUGUGGCAAGCCAUGCACACAUGCUCUUCGGUUCAUAUUCUCCAAAAAAGCCAAGCUAGAGGAUUAUAUUGAUGAGUGCUUCUCAGUGGCAAGGUUCAAAGCGGCAUAUGAGGGAAUUCUCAUGCCAAUUAGGGGCAGGUCCCAAUGGCCCAAGGUAAAUCCUGGAUUUGAUAUGAUCCCUCCAAAGCUUACCAAGAGUGCUGGACGCCCAAGAACUAGGAGGAUAAAGAAUUACACCGAAGGUGGAACUGGCAGAAAACAUAAAUGCAAAGGUGUGGAGCAUUAGGUUAUCUUCGAAAGACAUGCAAGGAGCCAGAGAUUGAAAGUGACGUGGACCGAGAUGCUACUCCUCCUCCACGGAAAAAAUCAAAGGUUGAAGCAAGCAUUGCAGCUACUUCUCCUAAGACACCAACUAAGCAAGGUACUCGACUUGGUAAUCCUACAAGCCCAAUGACAAGGCAAAGGGCAGCAGCUAUUGCAAUUGCUUCAACACCUCCUAGUGCAUCUACAAGGAGCAAAACUGCUACUCCUAGCCCUCUUCAGUGAGUUUAGUUCAUUUGGUUGUGAGAACAAUGAUCUUUUGCUUAUG